This is a messenger RNA of Paramuricea clavata, 3647 nucleotides long. NCBI's taxonomy places the organism in Eukaryota, Metazoa, Cnidaria, Anthozoa, Malacalcyonacea, Plexauridae. The record is from the annotation of a GenBank genome assembly.
UUGGCGAAGCAGCAUGUUUUGGAUCUCGACAAGGUAUUUUUGUUGAUAAAUUUAAUUUGGAUGAUCGUUCUAUGCAGGGGACGUAUUACGCAAAUCAAGGCCGGAUUUUGGUGUAUAGUGAGGGAGGUGGAAAAUAUGACCCCCAUGGAAAGUUAGGGCUUAGAACGGGCCAAACUCCAACGUCAACGACGUGACGUAUGCAUGCAUGCAUGCAUGCAUGUGGUGUACUGGUGUACAUAUGUGUAUUAAUGAAUUAUGACUGCGCAACUCAUCCAAUUUUGCCCUUCAUUACAAUUACUACAAAGUUUAUUUCAAAACAUUGCAUUAAAACGGUACUUGACACAGAGAUUAAUGGCUAUCACUGUUUCAAUUUUACAGAAAAACUUUCUUACGAAGUGUAGACCCUAAGCAACCAAAAAUUGUCGAAUUCUCACUUUGAUCUAUCAUUGAACUUUGAGGUGCGAAAAUUCUCAGGGGAGGUGCAAAACGAUCUCAGGGAAGGUGCGCACUUCCCUACACCUCUCCUCAAAAUCGAACUACAGGGUGUUAUAAAAAAACUGCACCAUUCGAAAAUAUCUUCAUACAAGACAUUAUCAGAGCGAAUGUACUACCAGACAUUCUCCAAAUAAAAGAAUUACCAAAUUUGAGGUCUUGUUAACUCAAAUCUCGAGCACAAAAGACGCUUCUAUUCGGAGUAUAUUUUUGUAUUAUAUUUCCCCACGUUCGUUCGUUCGUUCGUUCGUUCGGACGAACCAUCUGUCUCUACUCUCUGGUAGAAAUUGGACCAUUUAUAUUUCCUUUUGUUUCUUUGCUUAGCCUGCAGAGAAGAACGUGCUUGGUCCAGUAGAAGUUAAGAGCACAGACGAUGAGGUAUACUCAAUAUUCCAAAUGAUAUGUUCCAAUACCUGUGCAAUGUACAAGUAUAGUUUAUAUUUAUUAAAGGCACAGUUCAGCCUUUUCAAUGAUGGUUUUUAAGGUGCAUUUCAGCCCUUUUAAUUGAAGAAACUAACUAGGAAAAUCAAUUAUGCAUAAUUCAAGUUCAGUAAACUCAAUGUUUUAGUAACAUUUUAAAACAUUUUAAAUAAUAGAUAUCUAUUAUUUCUAUGUUUGAAACACAGCAAAGUGGUUUCUACUCUCUUUUAUUACUGUGAUAUAAAGAAGACGAAAUGAUGGCAGUGUCCUUUGUGUUUUGCUCCUUAACAAUUAAACGUGCUUCUAACCCGAAAUGUGAUUUUUUGUAUGUGUAAUAUUUGGGUCGUUCUAAGAAAAAAUGUAAUGUAUCAUUAUAGUAAAAAACCUCAUCUGGAUCAACUUUUCACUGUCAAAGUUUUCAGAUAUGAUGUCAUCAGAUGAAAUGCAAAUUAGUUUGCCUUUGUUUUUUGACCCAAAGAUUCAUCUACCUGUAAUGAGAUCCUAUCUGGGAACUCUGACAGUGAAGAAGUUGAUCAAGAUGACAUUUUUACCAUAAAAAUAUAUACAUUUCUUUAUGGAAGAGGUUACUUCGCUGGCCUCAGAGUGACAAAACGUAACAAAGCAACGGUUUUACUAACACUGACCCCUAACCUAACCCUACUCCAAGUUUGUUUCUAAACCAAGUUAAACCAUGAAAAAAGUUUUGACGAAAUGUCAUUCUGAGGUCAGCGAAAUAACUUUCCAAAUAUUACACAUUUGGGGGUAGUCGCACUUAUGUAAUUCAAUUAAUCAAUGGACCAUUUGCAUUAUAGACUAAAUUUUGGUCUAGACAAAAAUUUCAUCACAGCUUGAAAGAGCAUCACAAAAUUAGUAAUAUUCCAAAGUUUCGUUGCGAAAUGUUGUAAAAUGCGGAUAAUAUAGCCUUGCGAAAUUUGCAAUUUUCAGUCAUUUUGUAUUACAAACGGGAAAUUGAUGCCCCAACACCCGAUUGGGCUGUCAAUUUUCCGUGCGUAAUACAAAAUGACUGAAAAACGGCAAACUUCGCAUGGCUAUAUUAUCCGCAUUUUACAACAUUUCGCAACGAAACUUUGGAAUAUUACUAAUUUUGUGAUGCUCUUUCAAGCUGUGAUGAAAUUUUUUUCUAUAUCAAAAUUUAGUUUAUAAUGCAAAUGGUCCAUUGAAAUAUUAAACUAUUGUUCAUCCAAUUGUAGGAAGAAAGUGUCUGUAAAACUUCCCCACCUAUCCAAUUCCCCGUGUCACCAACCCCACCUUCCCAAUCACCUGCCAGCUCACCCCUCAAAUCACCCACACAAUCAUCUGGCCUUAGCACCUCCUCACUACACGAAUGUCCUCUCUGUGAGAAAUUCUUCCCACGGGAAACCAUAGAAUUCCACGCAUCAACUUGCGUGGGUGCCACGACACGCGAGACGAUUGUGCUGACGAGCCCCACGCGGGAGAGUGACGCAGAAGUAGUGGAGAUACAACAGGUACAUUCGCCAGUCAAUACCGCGUACGACGUGGUUCCAAAUGAGUCCGUUCCUUGCCCAUUUUGCAGAUGUUGGUUUCCAAGCUCACGGAUCAAUGUACAUGCUAAUAUCUGUGUUGAAUCUGGGCCUUUAAUGUCGUUUUGAAAAUACUGAUGAAUGGCGGGGAGAUGUGUUAGGUAUAAAGGGCUGUUCAUAUGAUCCCACUAAAUGACCGAGACGUCUUGCCCAGCGAGACGAAUAUUUCUGCGCGUUCAUAUGGCGAGUGUUUAAUCCCGCUUGCCGAGACGAGAUUACAAUGUAUAGUUCUAUAAUUAGCGGGUGCAAAACGUCUACAUUUCAGUCAAGCAAUACAAAUAUUUAGCGAUUUUAGUGUUUUUCUUCGUUUAUUUACAAGAAAAAGUAUUGCUUUAGCAGCGUGUUUAAUACUUGUGUACGAAACAAACAUAAACUAAGUAAAAAGUGUUAAAUUAAGACUUGUUUGACUUCAUACCGGUAAGCGGGCUUGCGUGUUCUUAUGGAAAAUCUUUCAUCCCGCCCACCUAUGAUCUCGGCAAAUUCAAGCGAUAUCUGAAAGCGGGCCAGCUCUCUUUCUCAUAUGAACACAAUACAAAAUUUUAUAGGGAAAUAACUAGGCGGCGUGAUCAUCGGUAAGUGGGAUGCCCGGUAAGCGGGACCAUAUUAAACAGGUCCUAAGGGCGCUUUCCAUUAACACGGCCAAACUGAUCAGAACGGUCAAAUUGUUGAAUGAAACACAAAACAUUUGGGCUUUGGACCUAUCUGAACGGAAAAUUUAGAUAACAUUAGAAUGAGGUCCAUUUUCGCUAGAUAUUUGAGAAACAUAGACCAGAUCUUUCCAUUGAUACAGACCGGUCAGGCCAUUGAAUGGAAAGCAACCUAAGAUACUGUAGGUACUUUAUAGUACGUGAUGAUCCGGGUGUAUUCGCGUAUCAAAAUAAAACGUUCGUCGCAAGUCACCUUUUUGGAGUACUACGAAAGUACUAACCAAUCAUUUAAAAACGUUUUUGAUACGUUUCGUUACUGUAUGCUUGAAGUGGAAAACCGGCUUUAAACGUUGAAACCCCAACGUUUAAGAUAUUAUCACGUAAGGUGUACUGUACCUAAGGUAUCAUCACGUAAGGUACCGUUACUGUCGUUCCAAUUGAAGUGUUGCUCAAAUAUUGAUUCAAUACAUUACCUCGGGCUGACCAAUUCAUUUGAUCAAGUUCCUCGAAAUAUUCAUACACUUCC